GACGACACCUUCAUUGGAUUGAUCACGAUACUGCAUGCAACCACCAUUACCCUCGAGCUCACAGGGCUCUCUCACUAACGCCCUACAAUCCGGAUCUGGAUCUGGAAUGCGAUACAAUAAUAUGCUCCAGCAACAAUUGCAACAAAACUCCAUGCAAGCUCACGAUUCCCGAUAUGAGUAUACCAAUUACCAAAAUAUCGUACUGGCCAAUCAAAAUCUAAUGCAACAGCAACAACUUCAGCAAGCAAAGAAAAUCAACUCGGAUCAACUUGCGCAGAGAUCCUUGCAAGCGGAAGAGAGGAUUUAUGCUCUAAUUUUGGAUUUGAUGAACCCCAACCUUCGUGAACAGGCUCUUCUCGAGCUUAGCAAAAAGCGCGAGAUGUAUGACGACCUUGCUAUCAUCCUAUGGCACUCAUAUGGUGUCGUGUCGAUUCUUCUGCAAGAAAUUAUUUCAGUGUACCCCCUAUUAUCUCCACCCGCACUCACUGCCGUUGCAUCCAACCGUGUUUGUAAUGCUCUAGCUCUACUCCAAUGUAUUGCUAGCCAUAGUGCCACCAGGCCACUUUUACUUAAUGCCCACAUUCCACUAUUUCUAUACCCUUUUUUGAACACCACAAGCAAAACAAGAGCGUUUGAAUAUUUGCGCUUGACCAGUCUUGGUGUCAUUGGAGCUUUUGUGAAGAAUGACAAUUCUGAAGUGAUCAACUUUUUACUGUCGACUGAGAUCAUUCCCCUAUGUCUUAGAACGAUGGAAAAUGGGAGCGAGCUGUCUAGAACGGUGGCAAUCUUCAUUGUACAGAAAAUACUGAUGGAUGAUGCUGGACUAGUCUACAUUUGCCAAACAUACGAAAGAUUCUAUGCGGUUACAACUGUUCUAAAUGAUAUGGUUAGUCAGCUGGCCGAGACUCAGUCCAUUCGACUUCUCAAGCACGUCAUUCGAUGUUAUUUGAGGUUGAGUGAAAAUCCAAGAGCAAGAGAAGCACUUCGACAGUGUUUGCCUGACGAGCUAAGAGACGCUACUUUUGCCGGUAUUUUAAGAGACGAUAUCACCAGCCAAAGAUACUUAAAUCAACUCUUGAUCAACCUCUUGGGCAACUGAACUACUCAUUGACUGUAGAACCUUACUAUUAUUUUUGUUCAUAUUUUCAAUGUUAACAACAUCUGUAAAUGCUGUAAUCAUCUUUGAUUCUCCCCCCUACAGUUUUGGAUUAUUUCUCCCCUCCGCCUUGGUACAUACAAAAUACACUCACACUGCACUGGGAUAGAUUCACAGUACAUUUUUGUACAUCAAAUGUCAAUAUGGUACCGUAAUAUAAACAGUAUAUAAAAAAACUAUAUAAAACUUCUUUAAAUGUUGAAAAUAAACGAGUAUACUGUCUCA
Molecule: messenger RNA, 1381 nt
Organism: Umbelopsis ramanniana AG
Lineage: Eukaryota; Fungi; Mucoromycota; Umbelopsidomycetes; Umbelopsidales; Umbelopsidaceae
Exons: 5
Coding region: 35-1099 (354 amino acids)
Biological process (GO): negative regulation of translation; mRNA catabolic process
Cellular component (GO): CCR4-NOT complex; P-body; CCR4-NOT core complex
Source: RefSeq, a predicted model, not a curated record